ACUAGCGUAGUGUGAAUGCAGUAUGGAAUUGUGUUAUCCAUCCAAUGUCAUUGGUUCGAUUCUAGCUUACAAUUUUGAGGAAUAUAUAAGAAGGGAUAAUUUGAUGUGUUAAUUAGUAAAGUUAUAUGGUGGGUAUUUGUGAACUUAGCUUACUGCACUCGUCUUUGUUAAUUCUGUCCGGGUGAUGUUGGUCUUGCUGUUCUGUGAAGGCCAAUACACACUGUAUGUGAUUUGAGUUUUCGCUCGUGUAGAUAUUUAGUAGAAGAAUGUGGAAGGCUAAGCCCAUUUGCAGUUGUAGAUUCUCUCUAUCUUUUGUUUUUUCAAGCUGAUUUUAUUCGGAUAUGCUGUUCAUUCCUUGUGAAAAGCUCGCAGUGGCUUAAACCGGUGAAUAAAUGGGAACACAGAUUAAGAUGAUUUAGACAUUUGAAAGAACACCAUUGAUAUAUGGGUAAGAAGGAAUUUGUUUCUAUGAAUUGAAUUGGAGGGCUCAAAAGAGGAGCAAGUCUCAGAAGGAAAACAUUAACUUCAUAAUAGAAUAACAGGCCUUUUGAUACGGUGGAAUUUCAUGAAGGCUCUGCUCAACUGGUCUUCCAAGCGAUGUUAUCAUUGAAGUUGGAGAAAUGUCUUUUCAUCUGCACAAGUUUCCUCUGCUGUCCAGAAGUGGGGUAAUAGAAAAUCUUAUUGGUGAAUCUUCUGGUGAGGAUGAAAGAAAUUGUAUCUUGCAACUGCAUGACAUACCAGGAGGAGCCAAAACCUUUUUGCUUGUGGCCAAGUUCUGUUAUGGUGUUAAAAUAGAACUCACUGCGUUGAAUGUAGUCAGUCUCAGGUGUGCAGCCGAGCAUCUUCAAAUGAAUGAAAACUUUGGAGAGGGGAAUCUGGUUAGUCAAACAGAAAAUUUCUUAAAUGAAGUCUUUGGAGACUGGACAGACUCACUUACAGCUCUUGAAGCAUGUGAAGAGGUUCUACCACAUGCCGAAGAGCUUCAUAUUGUUUCAAGAUGCAUUAAUUCUUUAGCAGUGAAAGCUAGUGCAGAUCCGAGCCUAGUCGGUUGGCCUGAGUCGGGAGGUGAAGCAGCACAGAGCCCAGUGGGCACUGUUUUAUGGAAUGGAAUUCUCACGUCGUCCAAUCCCCAUCCUGUAAGUGAUGAUUGGUGGUAUGAGGAUGUGUCCUGCCUUAAACUACCAAUGUAUAAGAGGCUGAUCCUGGCUGUUGAAUCAAGAGCCAUGAGGCCGGAGAGGAUUUCUGGGUCCCUCAUGUACUAUACAAAAAAGUAUCUCCCACUGAUGGGUAGACAAUCGAGCUUUCAGAAUGGAAACCGUGCUGCCCUUGGAUCAACUGUUUCUGCUCUGUCUGAUGCAGAUCAAAGGAACCUCCUUGAAGAGAUAGUAGAGUUACUACCUGAUCAAAAGGGAGUCACAUCAGCCAAGUUCCUGCUUAGGCUUCUCCGGACAUCCAUGCUCUUACAUGCAAGCCCAUCAUGUCGAGAGAAUUUGGAGAAACGGAUUGGGGCCCAGUUGGAUCAAGCAGUCCUUGAAGAUCUCAUUAUACCAAAUUUGGGGUAUUCAGUGGAGACCCUUUAUGACAUUGACUGUGUUCAGCGAAUCCUCGACCACUUCAUGCUGGUUGACCGUGAUGUAACUGAUUCUACAAAUUGUAUAGUAGAUGAAGCGCAGUUGAUGGUAGGGUCCCAUUCACUGACUCGAAUGACAAUGGUGGCAAAUCUGGUGGAUGGGUAUCUUGCCGAGGUGGCACCUGAUGUCAAUUUGAAGUUGCAAAAAUUUCAGUCACUUGCUGCUGUUAUCCCUGAUUAUGCCAGGCCAUUAGAUGAUGGAAUUUACCGGGCUAUUGAUAUAUACCUCAAGGCACAUCCAUGGCUAACAGAUUCAGAGAGAGAACUAAUCUGCAGACUUGUGAACUGCCAGAAGCUCUCAUUAGAAGCGAGCACCCAUGCAGCCCAGAAUGAGAGGCUGCCACUUCGACUCAUCGUCCAAGUUCUAUUCUUUGAACAGCUUCGUCUGCGCACAUCCAUUGCUGGAUGGUUCUUCGUCUCGGACAACUUGGAGACCUCUCAGGACCCUAGUGGGAAUCUUGCCCUCCCCAGGAGAAGCACAACACAGGAUGAAAUUGUUGCGGUUGACGAUAUGAGGGAGCGGGUUUCCGAGCUCGAGAAAGAGUGUCUGAGCAUGAAAAAAGAGAUUGAAAAGCUGGUGACGACGAAAAGGAGCUGGAACAUCUUCUGCAGAAGGCUUGGGUUUAGACUAAAGCCAAAUUCCUCCGGUCCAAAGGCCUCCAAUAAUGCCAAAGGUUCACCAUCAUCAACUACGCCUCUCCUAAAUACUAGUCAAAAUCAGCACAGUGGUAAGCUAGUGUGAUUGAAUUUUGAAAGUUCCCACAUCAAACAAAGUGAUUUUUCCUUCAUUCCAGCUUUGGAAAGUUAUAGUUGUUCAUUUGUUUGUGGAGUAGCUAAUGCUGUAACCAUAUUUACACAUUAGAUAUACUGAAUUGACCCACAUGACAUAUUUUUUUAUUUUAUAGUAUGAUCCCAAUUUAUUUCUAA
Vitis riparia (riverbank grape) is the source of this 2557-nucleotide messenger RNA. Its product is annotated as BTB/POZ domain-containing protein At5g03250-like. The transcript has 4 exons. Gene Ontology annotation, molecular function: protein binding. The record is from RefSeq and is a predicted model, not a curated record. Lineage: Eukaryota; Viridiplantae; Streptophyta; Magnoliopsida; Vitales; Vitaceae. Bases 621 to 2372 code for a protein of 583 amino acids.